This is a messenger RNA of Temnothorax curvispinosus, 1723 nucleotides long. RefSeq names its product glycosylphosphatidylinositol anchor attachment 1 protein-like. The transcript has 5 exons. Lineage: Eukaryota; Metazoa; Arthropoda; Insecta; Hymenoptera; Formicidae. Gene Ontology annotation, cellular component: membrane; GPI-anchor transamidase complex. The annotation marks the transcript as partial. Gene Ontology annotation, biological process: attachment of GPI anchor to protein. The record is from RefSeq and is a predicted model, not a curated record.
UUUAUCUAUAGAUUUGGUAUCGAAGCCAUUACGUUAGAAGGGUUCAAAAAGUCCGCAAAAGAAACAGAAGCGAAUUUUUAUCAAGUAGGACGCAUAGUGGAGAGUAUAGUGAGAUCACUUAAUAAUUUAUUAGAGCGUUUCCAUCAGUCGUAUUUUUUCUAUUUAUUACCUUCCACUGAUCGAUAUAUUUCCAUUGGAUUAUAUAUGCGGCCUUUGGUAUUAAUAAUCGCCAGUGUAUUUAUAAAGGCAUUUUCUAUUUGGCAAAGACUACAGAUAUCGAAUGAGAUGAAAAAGGAUAAGGAAGAUUUAUCAAAUAAGGUCGAAGAAUUUGACAUCGGAAGUAUCGCUUCCGAAGUGCUAUGGGCGCACAUAUUUGGUGUAUUAAUAAUGGCUUCCCCUCGAUUUUUUACCUUAAUCGGAUCGCAGAUGUUCAAUUUACGUACAGAAGACUCAUUGUACAUCAGUUUCGCCCUGAUCACGAUUCUCACAUUGCUAUGGCGCUUUUAUCUAAGAAGAUCAAUCAAAUAUGAAAAUAUAUCACUUGUUUGCGUCAUCGCGUUGAUCGAGCUGGCCACUGCGCUAAUGUGCGUGGCCAUGCACAAUUUUUCAUUAGCUUUAGUAACGGCCGUUGUGUACGUGCCAGUUAUAUUGUUGAUAACACCGCACCACGAAUCCGCAUCCAGAUUCCGUUGUAGCCAGUAUAUCGCUUGGAUCAUGCUGCACCCGUUCGUUUCAUCGGCGAUCGUCGUGAUGGGCUACACAUAUCUUAAUUUCCCCGCCGACCCCGUACCAUCUCUGCUUUUCAGAAGCUACCGCGCUAAUAAGCAGGCGCUCGUAUUCAGCAUCGUCGACUCUAUGAUAUACGGCAAUUGGUUCUAUAACAUCGCCACUGCCGUCAAGCUACCGAUGUGGUUGUUGUUUUGGAAUGUUAUGCGUUCUAGCAUCGCGAUUCCUUCGCGAUAAGAUGAUUGUGUAACUUACGAUCGAAUUUCCAUCAGCUCAAAUAACGCUUAGCGAUAAUAUUUCCAGCGUUGAUUUUUCUUGCGUCUAAGUAAUAAACCAUUGAUUCGACUCGUCGAUGAAUAUCCGGGGAAAGUUGUUUGCUCCUUGGUUUGCUUUCUCGACAAGCAAAGUAGGAGAAGUGCAUUUCGAAAGGAGUCUUCGGAGGUCGACUUAUUUUCUUAUAAGGUUCGUCAAUAAUACGUCAGCUAGUAGAUAUAGCGUAUCACUCAAUGAUAACCCUUGUGACAUUCUUAUUGUAUCCGCUCGACUAGUUUAGUGUGUGCGGUGAGCGCGGUAACAUUGGACAAGUACGUGGUGAAAUACCGAUGCGUUGAACGGAAGCGGAGAGCAUAACGGUAUGUAUGGGUUUUUAUUUUUCCUACAAAUAUUACAUAUGACGCUGACACGCGUACGAUGAUACUACGUAUUAUUCAAUUGUGAACGAUCCUGACGGAACAUUGAGUGUUGAUCGCCGCAUAUUAUUUCAUCUAGUCGUUUCUGACGGUCAAGUGUCGCAAGAAGUGCCGUCAGACGCAAUCGCGAUCUCCUCGAGCUACGCGUGUUUAUGCCUGUAUGAUGAAAAUCAUAUUUAAGCAUUCUUUCUUCGUUCAGUUUUUUUUUCCAAAUGAUUCCUGUUACUUUGCGGAAAUUCGUGCUUGCAACAUUGCAAUUUGUAAACCUAUGUAAUUUGUUAUGUAAGAAUUACACGUUUCAUUCCUAA